AUGUCCUGCACCGUCCUUUCUCAGCCAAAGCCGCUCGCCACGGGCCCUAUUGUUGUCGCUUGCAACGCUCCGGUGAAGGCCCCGGUGCCCAUCCCUAUUCCGGCCAGCAUCCCGGCCAGCAUCACGGCCCACACGCCGGAACCUGAGCCGCCGCUGAUGUCCGCCGUGACCGCACAAUGUACGGAACGCCUGACUGUCCCCGUUCGGCCGGCCUUCAACUGGCGCAACGCCGCCGAUCGCCUGCGUGAAGGACUGCACAGGCCGCUGCCGUUUGAGAGCGACAAGGUGCCGCGGUACCGGCAGUCGGUCUUUCACGAGAUGGGGCUGGGCAGGGGCGGCGAAAAAGGGUUCGACAUGAACGACUUUGACAUGGACGACAUGGACGACAUGGACGAGAUACUGCCGCGAGCACGACGACCGCGGCCCGCGUCGCUCUUUUUGACCAACCUGCAUGCGUUGCGGCUCGGGCUGGACGACGACAACCAGCCGGCGAUGACCAGUCCCGUCGCAUCGGCCCGGAAGCGCAUGUCGUGGUCGCCCGCAUCAUCCACAUCCGCGUCGCCAUCCACGUCCACGUCGACCUCGCCAGGCCUGUCCGACCGCAAGCGGCCGUGGUAUGCCAAGCUGGGCGGCAGCGGCAGCGGCGGCUUGCGACUUGCGCCGAAGCGUUCGAUCUUGUUCUUGUCUGUGAGGGAGGAUAAGUGA
Molecule: messenger RNA, 705 nt
Organism: Sporothrix brasiliensis 5110
Lineage: Eukaryota; Fungi; Ascomycota; Sordariomycetes; Ophiostomatales; Ophiostomataceae
Exons: 1
Coding region: 1-705 (234 amino acids)
Source: RefSeq, a predicted model, not a curated record